UGUCUCGUUCCGACUGGGCAAUAGUAAUACUCGAACUCACAACUCGGUUGCUUGCCAUCAGCAGCGAAUAAUGACAUCAUAUACUAAAAGCACCUAUCGAGGAGCCGCAAGUUCACAAACACCUCCGCUUGAUUCUCUAGGAGGCCACAUCAGCGAACCACAGAACGCAGGGUACAACUCGGCCCCUUCCAGCGCCACUCCGGCGUCAUUCUUCCAACCUUCCCCAGAAGUCCCUGUCAAGGCCGUAAUCAUCGGCAUUUCACUUCUGUGCGCACGCAGUGAAUUGCCAGAUAGAUAUCGACAGGUCAACUGCUGCGCUGGCCUUUACCCACUGAUAAGAUGCAGGGCAGGUGCCAAGACCUGUAUCCCGACAAGAUACAAGCCCGUUGGAUCCUGUCGGAGCUUACAGCGACGAACUGCAGUUCACUGGUUAUGGCAAGAGACUUGCCGAGAGCCUGGGCGGAGACAGAAAAAGAAAAGAAGGCUGCGUUAUUUUCGAGGCGCAAGGUUCUCAAGGAGGUGUGAGAUGUUGCUAAGUGCUAAGUGUGACCUGUGACAUCCUGAUCUAUAUUCAGAAGGUAAUACGCCUGCAUGUUCUGGUCAGUCCGCAUUGGAGACUUGGUGAAGUGGCAUGUAAAACAGGCUUGAUCAUCAGUGCGAGCGCUGCUGCUGAUCAUGAAGUAACACCGUAAUGAUGCGUAGAGGAAGGUAUCUAGCGGUGCCGGUCCUAGCAGCCAUAAGCCGCACA
This is a messenger RNA of Pseudovirgaria hyperparasitica, 748 nucleotides long. RefSeq lists its product as uncharacterized. The record is from RefSeq and is a predicted model, not a curated record. Bases 71 to 556 code for a protein of 161 amino acids. NCBI's taxonomy places the organism in Eukaryota, Fungi, Ascomycota, Dothideomycetes, Acrospermales, Acrospermaceae. The transcript has a single exon.